CGUUUUCCCGUUGCACCCAUUGGCGGCCGUGUAGUUUCCAUGGUAACGGAUUCCAGGGCUUAUCCGUAGAUGGCGGCCGCGGCGUCCUCUGGAAGUACAGGAGAAAGUACGCAAGCCCAUUCGAAAUGGCUGGAUGCCCACUACGACCCAGUGGCCAACCUGUUCACCUUUUCCUCUUGCAUCACCCUGGCUGACCUGCAUGGUGAUGGAGACUGUAAGCUGGUGGUGGGUGACCUUGGCCCGACGGGGUAUGAGAUGAAGCUGAAGGUGUAUCAGGGCAUGGGCCUCCUGAGCGAGAACGCCCUGCCAGAUCUGCCUGCCAGCGUUGUGGCCUUCUUGAUGGACCAGCAUGAGCCACGCGUGCCGGCAGUGGCUGUGGCUUCCGGGCCUUUCAUCUACGUGUACAAGAACCUCCGUCCCUACUUCAAGUUUACUCUGCCUCCAAUGGAACCGAAUCCCAUGGAGAAGAGUGUGUGGGACCAGGCGAAGGAGGACAAAGUUGACCUUCUGUCAAUGAAAGAGAUGCUGGAAGAAAUGCGGGAAAACUCUGAGAUCCCCUUAUCAGUGCAGUCCUUGAGGUUCCUAACUCUCGAUCCGCCUGAGAUGGAAUCUUUUGUGAACCAACAUAAGCUGCAACCCAUCAAGCGCCAGACUGUGAUCACCUGCAUGGCCACCCUGAAGAAGAACAUGGUGGACGAGGAUGCCGUCAGCUGCCUCGUGAUUGGCACAGAGAGCACAGAAAUCCUGAUCUUAGAUCCUGAGGCUUUCACCAUCCUAGCAAAGAUGACGGUGCCCAGCGUGCCAGCUUUCCUGGAUGUCACAGGGCAGUUUGACGUGGAGUAUCGGCUCACGGUGGCCUGCCGCAACGGGUGCAUCUACAUCCUCCGCAGGGAAUCCAAGCGGCCCAAAUAUAGCAUCGAGCUGACGGCUCAAGCGGUGGGUCUGGUCCGGGUGCAAAAGAACAUCGUGGCGGCCUGUUCGGAUGACACCUUGCAAAGCUAUACUCAGAAGGGAAAGAAACUCUGGGUGGUUAACCUGCCAGCCGCCCCCAUCACGAUGGCUCUCCUGGACGAAAAAUUCCAGAGCUUCCAAGCGGUGCUGGUGGCCUUGGCCAACAUGGAGGUCCAGGUGUAUCGGGAGAAGAACCUGGUGAAUGUCAUCCAGACCCAGGAUGUCGUGAGCAGCAUCUGCUUUGGCCGAUACGGGCGGGAAGACAACACCCUCAUCAUGACGACCAAAGGCGGGGGAUUAAUCAUCAAGAUCAUGAAACGCACGGCCACGUUCAACAAGGGGGACGCUGUGGUUGGAGCCCCCAUGGCCCAGAGCAUCAAACUCAACGUUCCCAAGAAAACUAAGCUGUAUGUGGACCAGACGCUGAGGGAGCGGGAGAGUGCCGUUGCCAUGCACCGAGUGUUCCAGACCGACCUGAGCCGCAUACGCCUCAUGGCAGCGCGCGCCUACGUCCAGGCGCUGGAGUGUAGCAUGGCGCCCAUCUCGGAGUCGCUGCAGGAGCCGAUCAAGAUGAAUGCAGUGGUUCAGGGCAUGGGCCCCAAGUUUAAGCUGAUCCUUAACCUCCAGAACAUGUCGGACAUCCGGGCGAUCGCCGGCCUGGUAAUCAGCUUCCUCUAUGAUGAAAAGCUGUACUCCGUCCAGCACCCUUUCUUCAAGGCCCCUAUGUUGGUCCCAGGACUGAAUUACCCCCUAGUAACCUUUGUGACCUGUCUCAGCGACCAAGCCAUCUCCGAUAUUAUUAAGGUGUUCGUGUUGCGCGAGGGGGAGACGGAGCCGCUGCUCACGGCCCACAUCAGCAUGCCUGUCAGCGAGGGCCUGGCAGGAGUGUGAACAACCUCGGGGCGGGGAGGAAGAGGAACAGUCUUGCCUGGCGCAGGGGCACUCCCCCCCCAUGCUGGGCACCUCAGGGAGAGCGUCUCCUUUGCCUUCAGCACUGUGACACGGUUGCUCAGGGAAGAAUCUCUAGUUCCAAGACAAGUAGACGCCAUCCGUGAUGGCAGCAGACAGCGCGGGGGUGGGGGGGUGGGGAAGAACGCACCUCGAGAGAUUCACUCAGGAUAAGCCCAGGUUAGAGAUAGCUCGCCUUCUGGAUUUGGAAGCAGAAGGCCAGGGCAGUUAAGUUAGACAGUAGUUCAAUAAAUGUUAUGCUUUCCUCUU
This is a messenger RNA of Pogona vitticeps (central bearded dragon), 2169 nucleotides long. NCBI's taxonomy places the organism in Eukaryota, Metazoa, Chordata, Lepidosauria, Squamata, Agamidae. The record is from RefSeq and is a predicted model, not a curated record.